Molecule: messenger RNA, 1806 nt
Organism: Zingiber officinale
Lineage: Eukaryota; Viridiplantae; Streptophyta; Magnoliopsida; Zingiberales; Zingiberaceae
Product: probable pectate lyase 8
Exons: 3
Coding region: 291-1607 (438 amino acids)
Molecular function (GO): pectate lyase activity
Source: RefSeq, a predicted model, not a curated record
GGCCGUGCGGUCCAUAAUUGACGGCGCCAUCGACGGCGGCGAAUCCCUGCAACUGUCAACGACAAGAGAUAAAUCGCCAAAUGCGCGGGCGGGAUACCGGCCGCCGCCGCCGCCGCUACGAUAUCCGACGUGGAGGAAGGGGGCGAAGCCGCCGUCAAGCAAGGCGUUAGUUAACGUCCACUCUUAACGGUAUGACAUCCGCAGGUUAGCUUCAAUAAAAGGCGUUCCCCCCGCCGGGUUUCUUCGCAGCUCCUCUCUCCUCUGUUUCGCUGCUUCUUUGCUCUCUGGCAAUGGCGAAAAGUUUGAGAUCGUUCCUUUCUCUGGUGUUUCUCCUUGGAAUCUUUGUUGUUUCGGAUGGAAGUUUUAGGAACAAGGCUUCCAAUUCGAGGAGUAGCGGAGAUCUAAGCAGGAGUUUGAGGACGGCGCAGACGAUGAACUCGACGAGCGCUUCCGCUGCAGUCGAUGACCCGGAGGAGGUCGCCGCCACCGUCUGCAUGAGCAUAAGGAACAGCACGAAUCGGAGAUCUCUGGGUUAUCUGUCGACAUGCGGAACCGGGAACCCCAUCGACGAUUGCUGGCGCUGCGAUCACAACUGGCAUCUCGACCGCAAGCGCCUAGCCGACUGCGGCAUUGGCUUCGGCCGCAACGCCGCCGGAGGCCGGGCCGGCGACUACUACGUCGUGACGGACCCGCGCGACGAAGACCCAGUGAACCCGCGCCCGGGCACGCUCCGCCACGCCGCCAUUCAGGACGCGCCGCUGUGGAUAACGUUCCAGCGCGACAUGGUCAUCGUGCUCAAGCAGGAGCUCAUCGUGAACAGCUUCAAGACCAUCGACGGCCGCGGCGCCGACGUGCACAUCUCCGGCGGAGCCUGCGUCACCGUCCAGUACGUCACCAACGUCAUCAUCCACGGCAUCCACAUCCACGACUGCAGGCCCACCGGCAACGCUAUGGUCCGCAGCUCCCCGUCGCACUACGGGUGGCGCACCAUGGCCGACGGUGACGGCAUCUCCAUCUUCGGCUCGAGCCACGUCUGGGUCGACCAUUGCUCCCUCUCCCACUGCGCCGACGGGCUCGUCGACGCCGUCAUGGGCUCCACGGCCAUCACCAUCUCCAACAACUACUUCACCCACCACAACGAGGUCAUGCUCUUGGGGCACAGUGAUUCCUACGACGGGGACAAAGCCAUGCAAGUGACGAUCGCGUUUAACCAUUUCGGGGAGGGACUGAUACAGAGGAUGCCGAGGUGCAGGCAUGGCUACUUCCACGUGGUGAACAACGACUACACUCACUGGGAGAUGUAUGCCAUCGGCGGAAGCGCUAACCCGACGAUCAACAGCCAGGGAAAUCGGUACCUGGCUCCGGCGAAUCCGUUCGCGAAGGAGGUGACGAAGAGGGUGGACACGGAUGCCAGUGAAUGGAGGAGGUGGAAUUGGAGGUCGGCGGGGGACUUGCUGUUGAAUGGCGCUUACUUCACGGCGUCGGGGGCAGGGGCGUCGGCUAGCUACGCCAGGGCUUCCAGUCUCGGGGCCAAGCCGUCGGCUAUGGUGGCCUCGUUGACUUCCGGCGCCGGAGCGCUUUCUUGCAGAAAGGGUAGACUCUGUUAGUUGAAGCUGGCGGAGGAAUCAUCAAUCAUAAUUAUAUGCGGAAGCGUUGCUUGACUUGUACAAUUUAUUGUUGAAUUUAGCUCCCUCACUACAGAUAUUGUGUACUUUUUUAGUUCGUGUGAAUGUGUAAGAAAGUGUACUAUUAGUGCCCGAGGAAUGAAGGAAGGGCAAAUAAAUUACACAGUGGAUGGUCGCAGGC